Messenger RNA from Scheffersomyces amazonensis, 5221 nucleotides. RefSeq lists its product as uncharacterized. The record is from RefSeq and is a predicted model, not a curated record. Lineage: Eukaryota; Fungi; Ascomycota; Pichiomycetes; Serinales; Debaryomycetaceae. The transcript has a single exon. Gene Ontology annotation, molecular function: ATPase-coupled intramembrane lipid carrier activity; ATP binding; magnesium ion binding. Gene Ontology annotation, cellular component: plasma membrane; trans-Golgi network. The coding region runs from base 342 to 5063 and encodes 1573 amino acids. Gene Ontology annotation, biological process: phospholipid translocation.
UUAUACUUCUUUAUUGUUUAUAGAAUUUUAGGCAAGGUAAUUGUUUAAUUUCAAAGCUGGUGUAUAGUAGCUAACUAAAGCUCAACCUAGCUAAUUUAUCAUACUUAUUGUGCUGGUGCACUGUGUUUCCUCUCCACUCCCUGCUAUAACUAAUAACUAAGCGAGUGUUUUAUUUCCUCGCUAUCUGUUACCAUUUAGUUUACUUUACUUUACUUUAAUUCAAUUCAAGCAUUAUUAAUUUCUUACAAUCCAUAUUCCUUCUACCUUAUUCAUUAAUUUUUCAUUCCAUAAUAGACUAUAGAAUUUAUUCAUUGCAUGCUAAUUAUUUCAACUAAUUACAAAUGACAUCUCCUACCACUGCAAUUUCAGAUGAAUCUUCUUAUAAAAGAGAUGAAUCGAGUCCUAUAAGAGUGAAUGAAAAUGAUCACCAAUCCUCUUCAUCUAAUACUAAUACUAAUCAAGGUCAAAAUGAAAAUGAAAAUGAAAAUGAAAAUAAUGAUCACAAUAUCAAUAAUAAUCACAAUAUCAAUAAUAUUGAUCAAGAUAAGAUCCCUGCCAAUGUUCGAUACACUGCCAAGGACUUAAUAAAUACUUCACCUCCCAAUUUUAAAUCAAGAAUUCAACGAUUCCUUUAUAAUAGAGGUCUUGGAAAUCGUCCAGAAUAUUUACAAGAAAUUUAUAAUAAUACUCCUCGAUAUAUUUAUGUAAAUUAUGAUUUACCUCCUGAUAUGCUGGAUUCUAAUGGUCAUCCAAUAAUUUAUUAUCCUAGAAAUAAAAUCAGAACUACUAAAUAUACUCCAUUAUCUUUUAUUCCAAAGAAUUUAUUAUUUCAAUUUACCAAUAUUGCUAAUUUUUAUUUCUUAGUCAUUGCAAUUUUAGGAGCUUUUCAAAUUUUUGGAGUUCCUUCUCCAGGUUUAGCUGCCGUACCUUUAAUUGUUAUUGUAUGUAUUACCGCAAUUAAAGAUGCAUUUGAAGAUAAUAGAAGAGGUAAUAGUGAUUCAGAAUUAAAUAAUUCUCCAAUUCAUCUAUUAACAGGUUUACAUAAUGUUAAUGUUGUUAGUGAUUAUGUUGGACCAUGGAGAAGAUUUAAGAAAUUUUGUUCAAGAUGUAUGGCAAAAAUAUUUAAAGGUAUAAAGAAAGGAUUUAUUAUGAUAUUUGGUUCAAAGAAGAGAAAACAAGAAUUAAUUCGAGCAAAUAUUAAAGAAGAACAAAAUGAAUUACAUCGAGUUUCAACGAUUAUUAGUGAAUUUUCAAUGAAUUCAAAUGUUAGUAGUUUACCUCCUGAUAAUAUAGUAAAUGAAGGUCGUCCAAGUGUUUCAUCUCGAAGAUUUGGUAGAAAAUCUCAUCAUUCUAAUCGAUCAGGAAUUCAUGCUCAUAGACCAACUAUUGCUAAUGAAAAUUCUUUAUUAAAUCCAAUUUUACAAGCUCAAAAUGAAAAUUCUUCUAAAAUUGAUACUUGUUUUAAAAAUAGAAGAUGGAAAGAUAUUUCUGUUGGUGAUAUGAUUAGAGUUCGAGCUAAUGAAGAAGUUCCUGCUGAUGUUAUUAUACUUUCAACUUCAGAUGUUGAAGGGAAUUGUUAUAUUGAAACAAAGAAUUUAGAUGGAGAAACAAAUUUAAAGAAUAAAUCUUCAAUUCAUUGUGGAGGUAAUCAAAAUUUAAAGCAUGCACAAGAUUUAGGUAAUACAAAAUUUUGGGUUGAAUGUGAUCCUCCUAAUAAUAAUUUAUAUGCUUUUAAGGGAACAAUUCAUUAUGAAAAUUAUGAUUCUAAUAAAAAUUUAAUUAAUUCUGAUGAAAAGGAACCACUUAAUAAUGAUAAUGUAUUAUUAAGAGGUUGUACAUUAAGAAAUACUAAAUGGAUUAUUGGUUUAGUGAUUUAUACUGGAUCAGAAACUAAAAUUAUGCUUAAUUCAGGUAUAACUCCAACUAAAUUAUCUAAAAUUUCUCGAGAAUUAAAUCUUUCAGUAAUAAUUAAUUUUUUCCUUGUAUUUUUACUUUGUUUUAUUUCAGGAUUAAUUAAUGGAUUAUUUUAUAAUCAUAAACAUGUUUCUCGAUUAUAUUUUGAUUUUCAUCCUUAUGCUUCAACUGCUGCAGUUAAUGGAAUAGUUAGUUUUGUCGUGGCAUUAAUUAUUUAUCAAGCUUUAAUACCAAUUUCAUUAUAUAUUUCAGUUGAAAUUAUUAAAACUUUACAAGCAUUUUUUAUAUUUUCUGAUAUUAAAAUGUAUUAUGAAAAAUUAGAUUAUCCAUGUGUACCAAAAACUUGGAAUAUUUCUGAUGAUUUAGGACAAAUUGAAUAUAUUUUUAGUGAUAAAACUGGUACUUUAACUCAAAAUGUUAUGGAAUUUAAGAAAUGUACAAUUAAUGGGAAAUCUUAUGGUUUAGCUUAUACUGAAGCUAAACAAGGUUUAGAUAAACGUGCAGGUUUAGAUGUUAUUACAGAAAAUGAUAAAUGGAAAAGAAUAAUUCAAGAUGAUAAAAAUAAUAUGAUUGAAAAUUUAAUGAAAUUUUCAGUAAAUGAUCAAUUAAGAGAUGAAAAUGUUACAUUUGUAUCGAGUGAUUAUGUUAAAGAUACUAUGUUAACCAAUAAUCCUCUUAAUCCUCAAAAAUUAGCUAAUGAACAAUUUAUGCUUGCUCUUGCCUUAUGUCAUACAGUUGUAACUGAAGAAAAUGAAUAUGAUCCUGAAUUACGAGAUUUUAAAGCUGAAUCUCCUGAUGAAUCAGCAUUAGUUUCAGUUGCAAGAGAUUUAGGAAUUGUAUUUAAAGAACGUUUAAGAAAACGAGUCAUUGUUAAAGUAUAUGGAGAUUCUCAAGAAUAUGAAUUAUUAGAUAUAAUUCCAUUUACAUCAGCAAGAAAGAGAAUGUCAUGUAUUAUUAAAACUCCUCAAGGUAAAAUCUUAAUGAUUACUAAAGGAGCUGAUAAUGUAAUUUUCCAACGAUUAGAUGGUUCUUUAAAUUCUUCAGAAGUUAUAUCUAAAACUGCUUUACAUUUAGAAGAUUUUGCUAAAGAAGGUUUAAGAACUUUAUGUAUUGCUCAAAAGGAUUUAGAUGCUAAUUUUUAUUAUGAUUGGUCGGCUCGAUUUAAAGAAGCUUAUGCAUCAAUUGAUGAUUCUCGAGAAGCUAUAAUUGAACAAUUAGAAGAAGAAAUUGAACAAGGAUUAAUUUUAUUAGGUGGAACUGCUAUUGAAGAUCGAUUACAAGCAGGUGUACCUGAUUCAAUUGCAAUUUUAGCUCAAGCUGGUAUUAAAUUAUGGGUUUUAACAGGUGAUAGAAUUGAAACCGCCAUUAAUAUUGGAUUUUCAUGUAAUUUAUUAGAAAAUGAAAUGAAAUUAUUAGUGGUUAGACCAGAAACUGAAGAUAUUGAUCAACUUGAUAAAAGUAUUGAAUAUAUUGAUCAAUUAAUUACCAAUUAUUUACAAGAAUAUUUUGGUUUAUUAAAGGAUAAACAUGAUUCUAAUGAAAUUGAUCGAUUAAUUGAAGAAGCUAAAAAGGAUCAUAGUGCUCCAUCACCUCAUUUUGCUCUUAUUAUUGAUGGAGCUGCUUUAAGUGUAGUAUUUCAAGAUUUAACAAAUCAUUCAAGUCCAACUAUUCAAAAAUUAAGACAAAAAUUUUUAUUAUUAGGUAAACAAUGUCGAGCAGUUAUUUGUUGUCGAGUUUCUCCUGCUCAAAAGGCAGAUGUAGUUAAAACCGUUAAAUCAAAUCUUGGAGUUAUGACAUUAGCUAUUGGUGAUGGAGCCAAUGAUGUAGCUAUGAUUCAAGCUGCUAAUGUAGGUGUUGGUAUUGCUGGUGAAGAAGGUAGACAAGCUGUUAUGUCAUCUGAUUAUGCUAUUGGACAAUUUAGAUUUUUAACAAGAUUAUUACUUGUUCAUGGUAGAUGGUCAUAUAAAAGAUUAGCAGAAAUGGUUCCAUGUUUCUUUUAUAAAAAUGUGGUAUUUACUUUAACAUGUUUUUGGUUUGGAAUCUUUACUAAUUUUGAUGGAUCUUAUCUUUAUGAAUAUACCUUUUUAAUGUUUUAUAAUUUGGCAUUUACUUCAUUACCAGUUAUAGUAUUGGCAGUUAUGGAUCAAGAUGUUUCUGAUACAGUAUCAUUAUUAGUUCCUCAAUUAUAUAGAACCGGGAUUUUAGGGAUUGAAUGGUCUCAAUAUAAAUUCGUAUGGUAUAUGUUUGAUGGACUUUAUCAAUCAGUUAUUUCAUUCUUUUUCCCAUAUUUAUUAUUUUAUAUUGGAUUCCAAAAUCCUCAAGGUAUGACUAUUGAUCAUAGAUUUUGGAUGGGAGUUGUAUGUGCUGCCCUUUCAGUAACAGCAUGUAAUAUUUAUGUUCUUUUACAACAAAAUAGAUGGGAUAGACUUUCACUUACUAUUGAUAUAAUUUCAAUUUUAAUUGUUUAUUUUUGGACUGGAGUUUGGAGUGCCAAUCUUUAUUCUCAAGAAUUUUAUAGGGCUGGUGCUCAAGUUUUAGGUACUUUAGCAUGUUGGUGUUGUAUUUUUAUUGGAGUUGUUGCUUGUGUACUUCCUAGAUUUGUAUUUGAUUUCUUAAAGAGAAAUUUUAUUCCAAGAGAUAUUGAUAUUAUUAGAGAACAAGUUAGAAAUGGGAAAUAUGAUGAUUAUCCUCAAGGGUAUGAUCCUACUGAUCUUGAAGAUGUUGAAAGACAUCGACUUGUGACUGAACUUAUUGAUAGAGAUCCUCUGUUACUUGAAAAAUUAGAAAAGGAACGUGAAACUACUAUCAGUGGAUAUUCUGAUGAGAAUCAACAUCAUCAUCAUAAUCAUCAUAAUCAUGAAGAAAAUAAUGCACUUUCCAAGACUUUUAAUAGUAUUAAAAGAGCAGCUACUUUAAGAAAGAAUACUCUUAGUAGUGGUGGAGGUAGAUCCAGAAGUCAAACCAUUACUGAACAAUUUAGAAGACCAAUAGAUCUUAAUCAAUUAAGACUUCAAAUGAUUCAACAGGGAGAAUAUAAGACAUCGAGAAAUUCAUUAGAAAGAGUCGAUACUACUCAUGAGGUGCCUGGUUUAACCCAAGCAGAAAGUUUAAUAAGAUUACAUACUAGAAAUAGUAUUAAUUUGAAUUAAAUUUCAUUUUCAUUUCAUUCAUUAUUGUACAUUUAUAAAAUAUAAAAUUCAUUUCUUUAAUACUUGAUAAAUAUUAGUUGUAAAAUUCUGUAGAGGUAGUAAUAGUAGUAGUUUUAGUGCUUGUAUUAGUGGCAGUAGUACUUGUAGUAGUACUUGUA